Molecule: messenger RNA, 1077 nt
Organism: Phytophthora sojae
Lineage: Eukaryota; Oomycota; Peronosporomycetes; Peronosporales; Peronosporaceae
Exons: 3
Coding region: 1-1077 (358 amino acids)
Source: RefSeq, a predicted model, not a curated record
AUGCCGAACGCUCAGUUCUCGAGACUUCAUCGCGUUCUAGCCGCGCUGUCCGACGUUGUCAGCUACCCCGAAGCCGACUACCAUAUACGGCUGCAUGGGGUUUUUCGGGCGGAUCCAGGCGUGGAGAAGAUCGAUGAGAGCUGGUACCAAGCGUUUUACGGCAGCACUUACUACGGGCUCUACUUUGGAACGCCGGAAAAAGUAGACAUGGUGCAUGUGAAAGGAAACGGAGCUUUUUACGUGGCACUGGUGGAAGACUUGUGCCCCCAGUACGCGUACGAUCUCGAGCGCGGAAUGAUUCUAAACACCAACAUGUUUGCGCUGAAGAACAUUCUGCGAGAGCUAAGUCCUCAAUGGUAUCAAGUACAUACGACCCAGACCCAGCAAGAAUCGGACGCUGAUUACAAGUUCCUAUUUGGCGGGACUGCAAGGGAGAUCUACCGUGAACCCCGUGUCGACAACGGCGUUUACGUCCUACCAUGGAGGCGUAUAUUCAUCCCCGUGGAUGCGAUGGAGACACUUGGAGCUAUGAUGCAAAGCGAGUGGCAUCGGUUCGAGCUAGACGUGCCAGAAAUCCAUGCCGAGCUAACUCCUGGUAUGCUGGACCCUGACCCAACGUUAAGCCAAGAGAACAUUCUUCGCGCAGCUUUUCUCGGCUCGAGUAGGCUGCCGCUCUUGGCACACUUGCCCACUGAUUCGCGGUGGUACAAGGGGAUGCUGGAAUUGAAGCACGCCAAGGCGUUCCGCGUACUGAAGGAAAACGGUUGGGGGCGCCAAUUGCCCACAUGCUCUACUGUUGGAGAUGCCGCUGCCAUCCUGUCUUCCGAGAGCUCCGAUACACCAAAAGAUAGCUCGCUCCGCGACCACGUUCGUCAGCUUCAACAGCGCGUCGACCACUUCAACCAUACCCUCAUCGUCGUCAGCGCCAGCGCUGACGGACCUUUCACAAUAUGGGACGGCAACCACCGCGCUAUCGCAUUGGCGCUCACCCAACCGGACAGCCACCUACUGCUCGUGUACAUGGGCGUCAGCCCCAGCUUUGCCUCUCCGCACCGAGGCUCGCUGUACUGCCCCUGA